AUGUCGGAAUCUGGAAAGCACCACCUGCUACUUGGUGUGCCUUCCUCGACAAAAGAAUAUGCGUACCUGCCAAACUGCUUUAGAAAUGUCUACCAAAAACACUGGGACAUGCUGGAAAAAGACAAGACGAGUGAAGAGUCGCCAUACAUAAUCUUCACAGGUGUUGAUAACGAGACAUUUUCCCGAGACUUCGAAGAAGGAGGCAAUCACUGCGACACGUAUAUACCAUCUUUGGGUCUGGUACUGGUUGAUAUGAUCACUCCACAGCAUGAGCGUGCCCAUAGGCAGCUGGACAAGAUAAUACAAUGGCACAUAAACGAGUUUGCGAACGGAAUCGAUGACGGACUUCAAUACACUGGGCAAGCAAGUCGCACGUCCGAAGAUCGCGAAAAAAGACCCGACACGUCCUACCAACCAGUAUACCUUCCUUCUGGAAGAUCUGACAAAUGGCCAUCGCUUGUCAUCGAAGCCGGGUGGUCGGAAACAAGAGCAAAGCUGGAACAUGAUGCCCGUUGGUGGAUUGGCGCAUCAAAAGGGGACGUUAAGGGCGUUAUAACGGCAGCAGUACAGCAAGGAUCACGGUCAAUUAUACUUGAGUACUGGCAUUCCGUCCUAAGCCCAUUGCGAAGCGACCCGGACAAAAGAGUCAUUAAAUUGACCCAUCGUACGACAAUAUCCCAGGGAAACAAAAACAGUCCUAUACAGGUCUCCAAUGUGCCGUUCAUAAUACCCUUUGAGGACAUGUUUCUACGCGGUGCUGACGCCAAUACGAAAGAAUAUGACAUAGUUAUCUCAAGGGAGGAGUUGGAACUGUAUGCGAUUCGUGUUUGGAAGGAUUAG
Talaromyces atroroseus is the source of this 840-nucleotide messenger RNA. RefSeq lists its product as hypothetical. The record is from RefSeq and is a predicted model, not a curated record. The transcript has a single exon. NCBI's taxonomy places the organism in Eukaryota, Fungi, Ascomycota, Eurotiomycetes, Eurotiales, Trichocomaceae. Bases 1 to 840 code for a protein of 279 amino acids.